AUGGAUUCCAAAAUGGUCCUUGACCUCCUGGUGUCACUGGACGACGACACCCUCCAUUUCAUCAUCGGCGAGCUGUUGCAGAACAAGCCUGAGUUAGCACCUGGUCUUGUGACCUUUGCCUGCCCCGAGCUGACCUAUGCACCAGCCAAAGCUGUGACGCAAAGGAGGUGUAAUGGCGUCGUUCUGACUGUCGGAAAGGGCAUAAAGGAUAUGAGUUUCAUUCGUUGCCCUGAACUUCGGACAGUUUUUGAAUGUGAUGUAUGCGUGGCACCGGAGCACAUACGCGGAUUUAAAGAGGGUCAGAAGGUCAGCUUUGCAGUGACACUAAAUGAGCAGUCCGAGCCACAAGCACUCGACUUGCAAACGGACCCGCCAACUGCUCCAAAUUUCAUGUCCAGAUCAAUGGGAGCACCAGCGUCCCCCUCCUUUCCUUCCUUCCCUUCCUUUCCUGCCGGUGCCGCGAAUCCUGCGGCCGCUAGCUCGGCAACGCCAGCAGCCGGUGCAGGUGUGGUGGUGCCACGGAGAGUUUACAGCACGAAAGGCGGCACAGUAAGGAUGGAGGAAUAUUCGGGUCCGGCCAAAGAUGUCGGAGCAGAGGCGGCCAAGGCCAUGGAAACCGAAGAGCUCGGAGAGUAUUUCGGCUUCGUCAAAGCCUAUGACGGGCAGAAGGGCUUUGGCUUCAUUAUGUGCAAGCCUUUGAAGGAUUAUUACUACAGCGAUGUAUACGUGCAUGGGAAUGGUUGCGAAGGCUUUCCGGUGGGUUCAGAGGUGAAGUUUCAGGCGUACCUGUACCGGGGCAAGCUCCAGGGAAAGGACGUCCAAGACGCCACUGGACAGGUGGGGUCAGCCGGAGGUUUACCUGAAGAGCUGGGCAUCUUCAUCGGGGAGUUCAAGACUUUCAACUUUGAGCGGGGCUUUGGCUUCAUCAGCUGCGACCAGCUGAGGGUGCAAGGAUACCCAGGCGAUGUUUUUGUACACCACUCUCAGAGAGCUGAAUUCCAGCCGGGUGACACCGUCGCGUUCACGGCAGUGUCCAUGGAGGAUGGCAGGCUCUUAGCCAAAGAUCUCCAGGAUCCCCAGACGGCCCUGGAGGGAGACGUCGAGAAGGGCAUGACAGUCCUUGACCACAUGCAGGUCAUGCAGAACUUGCCAGGGCCCAAAAACAAGAAAGUGAGUCUCUACUAG
This is a messenger RNA of Symbiodinium pilosum, 1185 nucleotides long. NCBI's taxonomy places the organism in Eukaryota, Dinophyceae, Suessiales, Symbiodiniaceae. The record is from the annotation of a GenBank genome assembly.